Drosophila melanogaster (fruit fly) is the source of this 885-nucleotide messenger RNA. RefSeq lists its product as uncharacterized. The transcript is spliced from 2 exons. Lineage: Eukaryota; Metazoa; Arthropoda; Insecta; Diptera; Drosophilidae. The coding region runs from base 124 to 603 and encodes 159 amino acids. Gene Ontology annotation, biological process: translational initiation. The record is from RefSeq and is marked reviewed. Gene Ontology annotation, molecular function: RNA binding; translation initiation factor activity.
UGACACGACUUGUGCUGCCUCACAUCACUAGCCCAACAGCUGUUUGUACACAAAACAAGUCAAAAGUUGAGCAAUUUUAAUUUAAUUGGCAAUUUGCACAGAAAUCAUAUUGAAAGCUGCACAAUGCACCGAUCACACCCGAGUAUCAGUCGUCGCAAGCAUCUCAUGAAGGAGAUGAUGGAGGACGACUACGCGCUGCCCACAGAAACUCAGCAGAUUGCGCGGGUCAUCAGCAGUCGGGGCAACAAUCUCCACGAGGUGGAGACCGUGGACGAAACGUUCCUUGUUUCGAUGCCCAACAAAUUCCGCAAGAGCAUGUGGGUGAAACGUGGCGACUUUCUGCUGGUCGAACCGAUUGAGGAGGGCGAUAAAGUCAAAGCCGAGAUUUGCAAAAUACUCACACCCGAACAUAUAAAGGAAUACACAAAAGCUGCAAUUUGGCCGGAUAAAUUCACAAAGAAACCUGUACAGGAGGAAGCCACCAGCCAAAACAAAGACGACUCCGAUUUCGAGGAUGAUCUCCUGCCCAAUACAAAUCGGCCUGUAAAUCGCGAUUCCUCCGACGAAGAGGAAGAUGAGGAAACAUCCAGCGAAGAGGACUGAACGAUGUACAAACACACACAUAGUUAGGUUAUUUACAAAUUUGUCAAACUUAAUUAAAAAAAAACUGUUGGUUAAUGCUGGUGUUGUUUUUGAACAAAAUCUGCCCGCAAUCAAGAACACCUUUUGUGCUUUACAAAAAUUUGUAUUUACGAUUUGUUCAUACUAUUGUUAAGUCUUCCACCAUCGCUGCAUCUCAGGAAUGUAACAAAGUAAUGUGUUUGUGAAUGCUGGUGCUACUUCUAAGUUCUCGUAACCGAUCUAAUAUUGUUGCAAAAGCUACAC